This is a messenger RNA of Rana temporaria (common frog), 870 nucleotides long. RefSeq names its product MAX dimerization protein MLX (gene MLX). Gene Ontology annotation, cellular component: nucleus. Lineage: Eukaryota; Metazoa; Chordata; Amphibia; Anura; Ranidae. Gene Ontology annotation, molecular function: DNA-binding transcription factor activity, RNA polymerase II-specific; RNA polymerase II cis-regulatory region sequence-specific DNA binding; protein dimerization activity. The record is from RefSeq and is a predicted model, not a curated record. Gene Ontology annotation, biological process: regulation of transcription by RNA polymerase II.
AGACACAAUAACCAGACCCUACGAUCUCCGCCCAGCAGGUGGCGCUCCUCCGAGUGUUCACACUGCGGCCUUCACAGCCUCUGUUGGAGCAGAAUGUCGGAAGCGGGUGUUGUCGCAUCCCUCGAGGACUCUUGGAGCAAAUCUGACACCUCUUUUAGUGAUAAUGUGGAAACAGGACAUAUGGAACGAAAAGGAAGCAUAGUGUCCAGAGCAAACAGCAUUGGCUCCACCAGUGCCUCCUCUGUUCCCAAUACAGAUGACGAGGACAGUGAUUAUCGACAGGAAAGCAUUAAGGAUGCAUACAAAGACAGACGGAGGCGGGCACAUACACAGGCCGAACAGAAACGAAGGGAUGCUAUUAAAAAAGGCUAUGAUGAUUUACAGACUAUAGUGCCUACGUGUCAGCAACAAGACUGCUCCAUAGGCUCUCAAAAGCUAAGCAAGGCAGUUGUUCUGCAGAAGACCAUUGAUUAUAUUCAGUUCCUUCAUAAAGAGAAGAAAAAACAGGAGGAAGAGGUAUCUACCUUGCGUAAAGAGGUCAUGGCCUUGAAGAUUAUGAAAUCUAAUUAUGAGCAGAUUGUUAAAGCUCAUCAGAAUAAUCCUAACGAAGGGACUGACCAAGUUCCAGACCAGGUGAAGUUCAGUGUAUUUCAAGGGAUCAUGGACUCCUUGUUCCAAAGCUUCAAUGCUUCAAUCUCUGUGAAGUUUCAGGAGUUGUCUGCUUGUGUCUUCAGCUGGAUUGAGGAGCACUGUAAACCUCAGGUAUUUAUUUUUGGUGAUCACAGUAUCCAUACUGAAUGUUCCGUUUAAAACCCAAAUCUAAAAUGUAAUUUCCUGACAGCUCCAUGUCAGCCUACCACUGGGUCUGCC